This is a messenger RNA of Closterium sp. Yama58-4, 5076 nucleotides long. The record is from the annotation of a GenBank genome assembly. NCBI's taxonomy places the organism in Eukaryota, Viridiplantae, Streptophyta, Zygnematophyceae, Desmidiales, Closteriaceae.
AUGACUGUAUGCUCCUUGCGUUGCCGUUUUCCGUCUGCCCUGUGCCCGCAUGUACAUCGCCUGUGUCUCCUGCUGCACAUCCCAUGCUGGUUUCCCCACCAGGUCAAAGCGCGUGUGCUCUUCUGCACACAUGCCACAUCAGGGGCAGCAGCAGCAGCAGCAGCAGCAGCAAGCAGCAGCACCAGCGCACAGGGCGCUGAUCCCAGUGUGGUGGUGCCGGCCAUAGCACUCUCCCUCAGCUCAGCUCUCCUCCGCGCCACUCCCCCCUCCAUUGAGUGGCAAGCGUCCCCCUCCGCCCCUCCCACCAAGGUUCUGCCAGGCGCUCUCUUCCCUGCUGCUGUGGUGGAGCGCGUUUACCCUGGGCUGGGCGUGCUGGUGCGUCUGGCGGGAGGGGAGAAGGAGAAGAAGGAGAAGGAGGGCGAGCAGGGGAAGCAGGGGAAGAAGCAGCUGGGCAAGGCCGCGUAUGCACUUGUUCCCCUGCGCCAGCUCUCUGCAUCCGGUGAACCCGCCAUCCCAGCGCAUGUGGCGGAGGGCAAGCAAGUGUGUGCGCGCGUGCUGCACCUCUGCCCCUCUGACGGGCUCGCCAUCGCUUCCCUCAAGGGCAUGGCGGUGAAAGCAACACUCUCUCCGGCGGGCGUGCAGGCGGGCAAGCUGGUGACAGGCACGGUGGUGGCGGUGGGAGAGGAGGGCGUGCGCGUGCAGCUGGCGUUUGGGCAGUGGGGGUGGUGCCCUCGCGCGCACAUGAGCGAGGGCAGGGCAACACACCGGGACGACGCCGCCUUUCAGCCAGGGGCGUCGCUGCAGUUCCGAGUGCUGCGCCAGGGAGAGGGCCCAGAGGGACCCGUGCUACUCACCCACAAGAAAACACUGCUGUCUUCCAAACUGCCUGUUCUGACGAGCCCGUCGCAAGCAACGGCGGGCGUGUGCGCGCAUGGGUGGGUGGAGGCGGUAACCAAAGACACGUGCACCGUACACUUCUAUGGGGACUUCUCUGCUACCAUCCACAGGGAGCAAGAGGAGCAGGCGGGCGGCAAGGUGGCCCCCUGGGCAUCACUGCAUGUGGGGCAGGUGCUGCGCUGCUUCGCCCUGCCCUCCGCUGACGCCGCCCACCCGCCCUUCUCCCUGCACUCGCCCUCCGCAGCUUUCAGCAACCACACGACACUGUUCCCGCCAUCCUCUUCCCCCCACGCCACACCUCCCCCCCGCGCACUCCCCAACGAGCUGCACGCGGUGGGGUCAGUCAUUGCGGAAGCUCCUGUGGUGCGCAGGGAUGCACACUCGCUUGUGCUCGCGCUGCCCGCUGCCAACGGCGUGCAGGAGGCCAUUAUGGCUGUCGAGCACCUGGCCGACCAACCAGCAUGUGCAGCGGAGCUGCUGGCAUCACUGCGGCCGGGAGCAAGGCUGGGGCCACUGCUGGUGCUCUCCAUGUGGCACGGAUGCACGCCGAUCCUCACCGCCAAACCUGCCCUCCUGCAAGCCGCCGCUGCUGGUGGUGGUUCUGGUGGUGGUGGUGAGGGCAAGGCGGCACGGGGCAAAGCGAAGCGGCCGCAACAGGGCUCGUACCAUAUGGCGUUUGUGACAGGAGUGAGGGCGGAUGGGGCGUGCAGUGUGCAGCUAGCAGAUGGCACCACGGCCGUCUCCCUGCCCUUCUCCCCCACCCCUGCCGCGCUCUCCACUCUGGUGCCAGGCUUUUCUGCAGCACCAUCGCCUGCUACUUUCUUCUCCCUCGGCCAGAUUGUUCGCGCCAAGAUACUCAAGGCGUCACAGCCCCUACAGGUGGCUCUGGACCCUCUCCUCUGCGCGUCACAUGAUGGCUCGCUGCUCGCCCUAGGAGAGCAAAUCUCAGGGCGAGUGGUGGACGUGGGAGGAGAGGCAGGGCGCGUGGUACUAGCAGUGGGAGACGUUGCUGCUCCGCAGCCGAAGAGUGGGAGUGUGGACCAAAUGGUGCUGGUGAAGGGGACGAGGCUAUUGGUGCGAGUGCUGCUCGCCACGCCACACUAUGCGGUCGUUUCACUGCCUGCCUGCUGCACUCUGCCGGCAACUAUGGGCCAAUCGCAAGCAGCCACGUCAGCGCCGCUGCUGGCGACGCUGGCAGGGGGCGACUUCAACCUGCCCCACGUGGACGUCCCUCGGUUGUACGGCCCUGGACAGAUUGUUGCAGCAGCUGUUGUGGCCCUCCCUUCACCAGGGACAGGUGGCAGGAUCGUACUGGCUCGGGAUGAGCUGGUUUCCUUCACCCAUCCUUCCUCAGGCCCCACCGCCGCCGCCACUGCUGCUGCUGCUCCUCCUGCAGCUUCUUCCGCACCCACUGACCCUACACCUGCUGCCACUGCCGCUCCCACUGCCGCUGCCACCACUGCUGCCACCGCUGCUGCUGCUGCUGCUGCUGCUACGGCAUGCACCGCCACUAGUGUGUGGCAGAGCCGCCACGCGCAGCUGCGCCUGCUGGUGGGGGCGGAGGUACAGGGGCAGGUGCAGGCUUCCACUCCCUCCUCUGCCGGGCUGGCUCUUGUGGAUCUUGGCGGAGGGGUCUCCGCCAUCCUGCGUUCCUCCCAGUUCCCCUCUCCUCUGCAUGCAGGAGACAUCAUUAAAGCCCGGUUCAUGGCCUUCCUGCUCUCGCUCUCUGAGAUUGAUAAGGCCAGGGCGGUGGCUGAGAGAGCAUUGAAGACGAUAAGCUACAGGGAGGAAGGGGAGAAGCUUAACAUCUGGGUGGCAUACCUCAACCUGGAGAACAUGCAUGGCAACCCACCCAAGGAGGCGGUGCUGGCGCUGUUUCAGCGCGGCCUGGCGUACACGGACCCGAAGAAGCUGCACGUGGCGCUGCUGGGCGUGUUUGAGCGCAGCCAGCAGCACGACAUGGCGGACACGCUGCUGCACUCCAUGGCCAAGAAGUUCAGCACCUCCGCUAAGGUGUGGCUGCGCUACAUCCAGAACCAGCUCAGCCGCGGGCUGGAGGAAGGUGCCAGGAAGCUGCUGGAGCGGGCGCUCACUGUGCUGCCGCAAAGAAAGCACAUCAAGGUGAUAUCCCAGGCAGCGCUGAUGGAGUAUCGCAUUGGGUCACAGGAGAGGGGCAGGACGCUGUUUGAGAGCAUUCUCAGGAACUUCCCCAAGCGCACUGAUCUCUGGAUCACUUACAUCGACCAGGAGGUGCGGAUGGGGGACAUGGCUGCAGUGAGGCGCUUGUUUGAGCGUGUCGUGUCGCUGGAUCUCCCACCCAAGAAAAUGAAGUCACUGCUGAAGAAGUACUUGGACUUUGAGACAGCACAUGGCACGCAGGAGCAGGUGGCGCAUGUGAAGGCGCGAGCCGUGGAGUAUGUGCAACGCCGCAUGGGCGCAGGGGGGAACGCGAAGGUGCGAUGCCCGCCGGAACCUUCGCUCGGACCGUGCGCAAUGGGCGACGGUGGUCCCAUCAAGCCUCGCAAGAAGGCCAAGGCGAGAUCGGACGGUACAGAAGACGAAAGCUUGCUUCUGGGAAACGGCCUGCCAACUUGCGGCAACUGCUCUGUGCUCCAGCAGAGAUUAGACAAAGCGGAAGACGGUAGGAGGAAGCUUCGCGAGGCGGUUGGGCUAUUACGAGAUCGGAUCGAGGAGCUGACACAGACCGUCGCCACUCUCCAACAGGACAUACGACAGCAGCGCGAGGAGAAUGACGAGUUACGGCAACGGGUGGAGCAGGCAGAAGGACGGGCAGAUGAGGAAUGCCUACGGGCAGUUAAAGAAGCUCGUCGGGCAGCUGACGCUCUCGAUGAAGCAACGCGGGAGCGAGAGAGGGCGGAGGAUUAUUGCGCGCGGUUGAGACGAUUAGAGCGGGAAGUAGCGGUGCUUCGAACGCGAGUUGAAGAAGACCAACGAAGGGACGCGAAAGGUCGUAGGGCCGAGGACGAGGGCAGUAUAGAUGCCGGGAGGAUUGAAGCAGAUGAGGCGAAGCGAGAUUUGUAUGUUAAUGGCGAUUUAUUGGGGAAAGGGCAGGGCGAUGAGCACGACAGGGAGCAGGAAGGAGGACGGAGCGGUUCUAGCAGCGGCACAAGCGGAAGUGAAAGCAGCAGUAGCGACGACGGGGCCACGAGUGAGAGCAAUCGUGGUAGUGACUCGGAUAGUGAAGCCGUUUCGUGCUCCAAGUCUGGGACGGAAAGAGCGGAUGACGGCGAGGAGACUCCCGCGCCCGUCGCACCUGCGCUUGACUGCGCUCGCGGCGGCCCCAGUGGUGCCACAGCGGCGGCCAUUGGUGAGCAUGCAGGCACGCCAUGGCGCGUGGCGGCUGGAACAGUUGAUACUGCGGUGAUGGUGACCAGCAACGGCGGAUACGUGGGACGGAGAGAAGAGGGGAAUGUGCGAGAAGGGGGACUGGACGGCGGGAGCAGGAGAAAGCGCAAGGAGGUGGGCGAUUCUGACGGAGCUGCGCUGGCGCGGGCGCGGGUGGCAGAGCCGACGGUAGGGCAUGCGCCGGCACGCGCGCUGAGAGCAGUGAUGGGCACAGUAGUGGAGGAGCCACCGCUGGAUGAUGUGCGGGCGUUCUUUGCGUCGCUCUGCCUCCCCGUGGCUUGCUCCCCGCCUGCCGCCCCCUCGCCACUGCCGCUCUCUGCAUGCCAGCAGCAAGAGCAGCAGCAGUCGCCAUCAGUGCAGCAAGUCAACAAGGGGUGUGCCAUAGCCAUACCCACUGUGUCUGCGUUAGCUCCCCUUCCCUUGGGUCCUCUCCCGGCUCUCCUCCACCUGCCCUCCCCGCACCACCUGCGCGCCCCACCCGUGCCAGCGUUGGUUGCCCCUGGCCACAUCGCCCCGUGCAGGGACGACCGCGUUGGCCCCCUGUCGCUGCCUCCGGCGGCAGCAGCACGGCAGGCAGCAUGCCCCCUCCCCAUGCUGUGUGCGCCUUCGCCCCGCCCUCAGGCUCCUCACAGUCCCUGUCAGCCACGCAUCCCCCUCCUCUCGCUGUCCCUGCGUCCCCUUCCUCUGUUGCUGGCACGAGCGCUUCUCUCCGUGAUGCCUCUGCGGCUCAUGCUUGCUGCAACGAGCAAAUACAGGCAGGCGCGGGGGGGAUACCGAUGGGAGUGGCGACGGGGAGCGGGAAGAGGGGGCUAG